AAAAACGUAGCGUACAACUGUAGAAACUAGCCAUAAGAUGCCGCCCCCUUAAAUGAUAAUCGCUGGGAAUCAGGAUAAAGUGAAACCAGGCGCCCUACUUUCCCCAGCGCACCGCACGCAGUGACCAUGUCGGCUUGGAACAAGGCGCAUUUGAAGGUCAUUUUAAUUGGCAAUUCCGGGGUGGGGAAGUCCUCGUUUAUGAACCAAUAUGUGAACCAUCGCUUCACCAACACGUACCGCGCCACCAUUGGGGCAGACUUCCUCACGAAGGAGAUCACGGUGGACGGCAGGCUGAUAGUGCUGCAGAUCUGGGACACUGCAGGCACCGAGAGGUUCCAGUCCCUGGGUAAUGCCCUGUACCGAGGAGCACAUUGUUGCCUCCUGCUGUUCGACGUGAGCUCCAUGACCUCCUUCUCAUCGCUCAGUGACUGGCUUAAGGAGUUCCUGGUGCAAGCUGACCCCCCAGAACCAACCAGCUUCCCCUUCGUGGUCAUCGGUAACAAGACUGACCUGCGAAAGCGAGAAGUAGGUCAAGAUGCACACAGCUCUACCCGUGAAGCCCGAACAAGUUUAUGUUUGGCUGUUCCCCAGCGUCUGGCAUUGGACUGGUGCAAGAAGGUGGGGGCCAAGUACUUUGAGGGGAGCGCCAAGGAUGGUGUGGAUGUGGAUAAACCCUUUCAGACAGCGGCCCGUGCAGCUCUUCAGCGGUAUAACACCCACACGCUGGAGAGCACUGGAAGAAAUAUCCAGAUUAAGGUUGAACAGGUAGAUGACACACCAAAAGCCCACUGUCUCUGCUGAUCUCCGCCAGUCACUAUGCUGGCUUUAAUGACCUGGAUGAAGAAGGUACCACAGCGGGGAUGAAGACUAGUUCAGCUAAUGGGCUGUCCAUGACAAAAACUUGCUUGUUAUGACCUGUCAAGUAUAGUAUGUGUGUGCAAAAUUGUACCAGCCUGGGAUAGAAGAAAAUAUGAAAAUCAAACAUGACACAGGGCAGUUGUGGGCUCCAAGCUGCAGUGCUGUGUGUAGAGAUGGGUUACCCUUCUAGCCUAGAGGACAUAAAGCUACUUUCCACUAGGCAAAUGAAGUGGACCGGGACGUUGAUGCAAUUUUUGUUCAAAGAAAUAAAUAAAUCCUGGAGAAGAGGUAGGGAUUCAGCUAAAAUUGCUCUCUUUCAAAACCAUAUGAAAAUCGACAAGGAGAUGGUAUUUCAGUUUGUUUUAUAAGUCAAGACACAAAAAGGCAAUCAAGAGAUGACCAACAUGUAAAAAUGCUUAUUACAGGUAAUUAUAUAAAAAGGCCAAGAUGUCUUCUUGCUAUAUGAACUAAUAUACAAGUGAGCCACACUGGCUAUGCCAAUAUUCCCUAACCCUGCUAUCUUGCCCAAACUGGCCACCUCCCCUGUUCAUGUUAAACACCCCACCCCUCCAAAAAAACCAUUAAAGUAAAAAAAAAAAAAGAAAAUGGAAAAAAAAA
This is a messenger RNA of Brienomyrus brachyistius, 1476 nucleotides long. RefSeq lists its product as uncharacterized. Gene Ontology annotation, biological process: endosome to lysosome transport; phagosome-lysosome fusion. The record is from RefSeq and is a predicted model, not a curated record. Gene Ontology annotation, cellular component: lysosome; phagocytic vesicle; late endosome. The coding region runs from base 127 to 801 and encodes 224 amino acids. The transcript is spliced from 5 exons. Gene Ontology annotation, molecular function: GTP binding; GTPase activity. Lineage: Eukaryota; Metazoa; Chordata; Actinopteri; Osteoglossiformes; Mormyridae.